CGUUCUCCGGCCGGGGCCGGGGCUGGGGCGCUGACGGCCGCCUCCCGCCGCGCCGUUACUCAGCACAGCCGGCGUCCCCACACCCCGCCGACCCGGCAGUCGGGAGAGCGCGGGGCCGCCGAGCGGAGCGCCCGGUGCAGACUAGAAGAUGAAUAAUCUUUCCUUUAGUGAACUGUGUUGCCUGUUCUGUUGUCCACCAUGCCCAGGGAAAAUUGCCUCUAAGCUGGCAUUCUUACCUCCUGAUCCCACAUACACACUGAUGUGUGAUGAGAGUGGCAGUCGCUGGACUUUGCAUCUCUCAGAGCGAGCAGACUGGCAAUAUUCUUCUAGAGAAAAAGAUGCUAUUGAGUGCUUCAUGACUAGAACAUGUAAAGGCAACAGGAUUGCCUGUAUGUUCGUGCGUUGCUCACCUAACGCCAAGUACACUUUGCUCUUCUCACAUGGAAAUGCUGUUGACCUGGGUCAGAUGAGCAGCUUUUAUAUAGGACUGGGUUCACGGAUUAAUUGCAACAUAUUCUCCUAUGAUUAUUCUGGAUAUGGUGCAAGUUCUGGGAAGCCAACGGAGAAGAAUCUGUAUGCUGACAUUGAUGCUGCUUGGGUGGCUCUUAGAACAAGGUAUGGAAUUCGCCCUGAAAAUGUGAUUAUAUAUGGCCAGAGUAUAGGAACGGUACCAUCUGUGGAUCUUGCUGCUAGGUAUGAAAGUGCUGCUGUAAUUCUUCAUUCUCCACUGACCUCAGGAAUGCGAGUAGCUUUUCCUGAUACGAAGAAGACAUACUGCUUUGAUGCAUUCCCGAACAUUGACAAAAUUUCUAAAAUAACAUCUCCUGUCUUAAUAAUCCAUGGAACUGAAGAUGAAGUAAUUGACUUUUCACAUGGCCUGGCAUUAUUUGAGCGUUGCCAGAGACCUGUAGAACCACUGUGGGUAGAAGGAGCGGGCCAUAAUGAUGUGGAACUCUAUGGACAGUACCUUGAAAGAUUAAAACAGUUUGUGUCACAGGAGCUGGUGAACUUGUAACUUUCAUUGUGUAUUUACAUGUUUUUUUCAUUUCACUGCAGAACUGCACACUUUGAUAAAUAUGUAACUUAAAACCUGAAUGUUGUGUUUUCAAAUCAUAUUGGUUGCCUUCAUUAAAUCUACAGGUAAUGAUUUGUCAACAUAAUUAAUGAAGGUUUUAAUGUCAGCGUUAUAAACUGGAAUUACAUGGUCAUGCAGUCAGACUUGGCAGUUCGUAUUUCUUUGUGUGAGGUUUUUUUUUCUUAGAUGUAAAGAAAAAAAUCACAAGGAGUACUGUAAGAAAAUUUAAUUAUAUAAAACCAAAUGCUGUAAAAGUGUUGCCAAGUGCUUUAGCAUAUCAAAACCAAGUUUAUAAAUAUUUUUUAAACAUCUCAAAGUAUACUGUGACUUACUCUAUUGCACAGGUGUAAUUAAAAAACUGACUUCUAAACUGUCGUCCUGUUAAAAUGUAAUAGCCAUGAAAUUUGAGCAAAUACUAAUGUAUGUAAUGAGAAUAAACAGUGACUGGAAAUAACUCAUGCCCUGUUACAAGGAGAGGGGGGCAAAAUAGAUAUCUUUUCCCAUAUUUUUCAUUUCUUUUGUGCUUAGUUUUCUUUUAGUUAUUUUGUACUCAUAUUGUCUCUUAGCUUUGAGGAUAAUAAAAUGUAUCCAUUCAUG
This is a messenger RNA of Motacilla alba alba, 1672 nucleotides long. It is a transcript of the gene ABHD17B, whose product is annotated as abhydrolase domain containing 17B, depalmitoylase. NCBI's taxonomy places the organism in Eukaryota, Metazoa, Chordata, Aves, Passeriformes, Motacillidae. The record is from RefSeq and is a predicted model, not a curated record. Gene Ontology annotation, biological process: protein depalmitoylation. Gene Ontology annotation, cellular component: endosome membrane; plasma membrane. Gene Ontology annotation, molecular function: palmitoyl-(protein) hydrolase activity. The transcript has 4 exons. The coding region runs from base 149 to 1015 and encodes 288 amino acids.